UCUUCAAAUUAAAUUAAUCGAUGUUUGAAUAAAGUUUUUCAAAGUGAAACGAACAUGGCCGCUUCCUUGGCGCGCUGCUUUCAGUGUCUUUUAUAACAAAGUCCUUUAAUUCUUUGCUUAUAAAAGAAAUAAUAUAUGUGACGAUUUUUUCUUCAAGCCAAAAGAUAUUUGCUUCAUCUGAAGUGAGGAUGAGCCGCUCCACCAGCCUCCUGCAGCAGAUGACCAUAUUUGUGACAGUAGUGACCGGCGGCGGCUGUGCUAUGAUGUAUUACCUCAUGCAGAAGAAUUUUGCCAAAUCGGAGCAUUACCGUCUGGCCCUUGAACAGCUGAACAGAAAUUCCUCUGCCAUGGCCAGCCUGGGCGCUCCUCCUCUGAAGAUACACAACAUCCAUUUAUCUGACCGACACAACCGCAUUGACCACAGCAGCGCGCAGCUGAAGAUCCCGGUUACCGGGUCAAAGACUGGAGGUUAUCUCUACACAACUUCCACCAGAGACGCAAUCAUGAACAGAUGGCACCUCCGGCAAGUGUUCCUGAAGCUGAGGGAAGGCGAGAUCAUCGAGAUUUUCAACGAGACAGAAUCUGAAGAGUAACUACUGUACACACAGAAAUAUUUCAACAAUCUUAAACAGACAAUAAAUGCAAGUGGAGCCUUGGACAGUUGAUAGAUGAUUAGAACUAAUGUGAUUAUGGCAUUCACAUAUACUUGUCUACUUGAAAUGUUAAUAUAUUUGUUUGGGGUGUAUGGAAGCUGUGUCAUGUGAAGCACUUUAUUUUGGGGCAGCUUGGACAGAUUUUAAUUUGUUUAGUUUUUUUUUUUUUUUUUUUUUUUGCUAUUUUAUGUGCUUCAUUAAAGAACGAGGAUGUAAAAAUCA
Cyprinus carpio (common carp) is the source of this 875-nucleotide messenger RNA. RefSeq names its product cytochrome C oxidase assembly factor 1. Gene Ontology annotation, cellular component: mitochondrial inner membrane. Gene Ontology annotation, biological process: mitochondrial respiratory chain complex I assembly; mitochondrial respiratory chain complex IV assembly. The record is from RefSeq and is a predicted model, not a curated record. NCBI's taxonomy places the organism in Eukaryota, Metazoa, Chordata, Actinopteri, Cypriniformes, Cyprinidae.